Rubroshorea leprosula is the source of this 858-nucleotide messenger RNA. The record is from the annotation of a GenBank genome assembly. NCBI's taxonomy places the organism in Eukaryota, Viridiplantae, Streptophyta, Magnoliopsida, Malvales, Dipterocarpaceae.
CGUCUAAAUAAGACACUGAAGCUGAUGUAAGACGAAUGCUACAGCGGAGACGGCGGAGGUGUGCUGCCUAUGAAAGGAUAGAUUGCAGCAGCAUUAAUUUCAUGGGGACAACAUUUGAUUCCUACAAACAAAAUAUCAUUGGCACGGCUCCAGGCAAUUUGGGAGCCAAACAGAAUUCAAGAGCAAAGGGAUCGGCAUGUAGAAGCCUUCGAUUGAGUCUCAAGAUGGAUAUGAUUUCUUGGGGAGAAAAGCAAUUCAACGAACGGUUUAAGAAAAAGAAGGAGAUUCUGCAGAGGAUGGAAGCAAAAGCUGCAGGGGAAAGAGCGGAAACAAGCCACAUGAGAGAGGAAGUGGCAGAAAUGGUAGAAGCAGUGGAGGAGAAAGAAGCUGAACUGGAGCUUUUGGGGAUGCUACAUAACCAGCUUUUCGUUGACCUGCUUCACAUCUUAGAAGCAGAAGAAAGGCUCAUGGAGAUCCUGCUAUCUUAAAGCAGAGAAAGAAAAUAUUACAAGUUAAACCACACCAGACUCUGCUUUUAUCUUCCAAUACUAUUUCUCCCUCAAUCUGUGUAAAUUUGUGUUCAUGAUAGACCUCAACCUCUAGGUUUUGUGAGGCCAAACAAGAAAAACUCCUAGGGUACUGCUCUACCACCUGUAUGUAUAUUCUAUUUUUCCUUAAAUCUGUAUAAAUCUGUGUCUCUUCUGUUCAUGUUAAUAAGAUGUUGUAAUCUCUAUGUUCUGUUUGGCCAAAAAAGAGUCUGUAGUCCCUACCUAGUCCCCACUUUACCUGUCUAUACUAUUUCUCCUGUAUCUGUAUAAAAUUUUUAUGUGUCUGUGUUAAUAAAAACUUUUAAUUUCU